Molecule: messenger RNA, 426 nt
Organism: Drepanopeziza brunnea f. sp. 'multigermtubi' MB_m1
Lineage: Eukaryota; Fungi; Ascomycota; Leotiomycetes; Helotiales; Drepanopezizaceae
Source: RefSeq, a predicted model, not a curated record
AUGGGUAAUCGUGGUGGUAGUGGUCGUGGUCGUGGUCGUGGUCGUGGCCGUGGUCGUGGUCGUGGUCGUGGUAGUGAUGGAGAAGGGCAGUGGGGCCUGCCUGGCUUUGACCCUGGUCCUAGUCCCCCCCCUAGUGCUAGUGCCAGUGCUAGUGCCAGUGCUAGUGCCAGUGCUAGUGCUAGUGCUAGUGCUGGCCCUGGUCCUGAUCCUGGUCGUAGUCCUGGUCCUAGUCGUGGUCGUGGUCGUGGUCCAAGUCUUGCAGAUACAGACGCAGACGCAGACGCAGGCGCAGAUGCAGAUGCAGAUGCAGAUGCAGAUGGAUGCAGAGGGAUGCAGAUGCAGAUGCAGAUGGCAGCCGACUCCUGUUUUAGGCCAAGCGCGGGGAGCAGUGCUAGCGCUAGCGUUAGCGUAUCUCGCAGCAGGUGA